This is a messenger RNA of Drosophila navojoa, 5577 nucleotides long. It is a transcript of the gene fab1, whose product is annotated as 1-phosphatidylinositol 3-phosphate 5-kinase fab1. Lineage: Eukaryota; Metazoa; Arthropoda; Insecta; Diptera; Drosophilidae. Gene Ontology annotation, cellular component: endosome membrane. The record is from RefSeq and is a predicted model, not a curated record. Gene Ontology annotation, biological process: phosphatidylinositol phosphate biosynthetic process; intracellular signal transduction. Gene Ontology annotation, molecular function: ATP binding; metal ion binding; 1-phosphatidylinositol-3-phosphate 5-kinase activity.
CCACAAAUCUUAUUUAUAACACCCCAACAUGAGUAGCAGUAGCAGCAAUAGUCACAGCAACAGCAGCAAUAGUAAUAGCAACAGCAAUAACAAUUCAGUACAUCAGCAUCUGCAUUCGCCCAGUAAACUAACCGAAUUCGCGCGUAAUUUCGAAGAUAAACCAGAUUCGCUAUUUGGUCGAGUGGUUAAUAAAAUCCAAAAUGUUUAUAAUCAAAGCUAUAACACAGUCAACGAUAUAUCCAGCGGCACGAGCAGCAGCGUCCAAGUGGGCAAAUCCAGGUUCUACGACGAACGCAAAUCAUCGAACAUCGACAAAGGCACUUCACACUUGGACAGCGACAACACACAGAACAGCUCGUCAAGUAGUUUGAAUGCAGUUCGACCGCAGCCCCCAACAACGCUGAAGUUGCGUAAAAGCAGCGAAAGCCAGAGCAGUAGCACGACAACAACAAUGGACGAGACAGCCGAAGCCAACGAGCGUGUCGACCAGCUGCCCGGUGAAGCGAAUCAGGUUCGCACCGUUUCCAACGUAGUCAAACACAUUAGCAAUAUUGUUGCUUCGAAGAAUAAUAAUGAUUUACGCAACUAUAAGAAAACGGAGCUGCAGAAGCUGUGGAUGCCCGACUCCAAGGCCAAGGAAUGCUAUGAUUGUGCACAAAAGUUCACCACAUUUCGUCGCAAACACCACUGUCGGCUUUGCGGGCAGAUCUUCUGCUCCAAGUGCUGCAAUCAGGUGGUACCAGGCAGUAUUAUACGCUGCGAGGGUGAUUUGAAGGUGUGCAAUUACUGUUCCAAGAUUGUGCUCACCUCUCUGAAGUCCUCCAGCACGAACAUGGAUGAGAAUAUGCAGGCAUUGCAGCAGCAUUUGAGCAACAAGCUCGAGGUGCAGGAUAAUGCGCCCAGCACUCUAUCUGCCCAGAAGCAGCGCGUGCAGCUGUCCAGAAAGACCUCGCUGGGCUAUCAGGAGGAGCGUUUCAGUUCGCAGGCGAACUAUACCAUGUUGUCCAUGGAUGAUCGAAAGUACAUACUGCAGCAGUCCAAUUCACUGAUCACCCUGCACGAGGAGAUGCAGCGCGAGUUGCCAGUCCAGAACUGUGGCCAGCUGCUCAUCGAGUUUCUCAAUACGAACAACAAGUCGGCCAACGAGGUGCAGGCUGUGGCCAUACUGAAUGCCAUGCUGGCGGCUGGCUUCCUCGAGCCAAUCGUGCCCGAUGCCGAGCAGACGGAGUUCGAUGCCACAUUGCACUACAGAUUUGCGGAGUUGCCGCGUCCAGGCGCGAACAUGGCUCCUGUUUUAGACACAGGCAACGAAGGCCCCAAUCCCAUAAGUCCACAAUUUGAUAGCAGUGUGGAACCGCAGCCGCCCAAAUCCAUGGAUGUCUCCUUGAGCUUUCAAUCCGCCCACGAUCUGGAAAUGGAGAACGAUAUGUGCGCGACAGCAGUAUCGACCAAACUGCUGGAAUCCUACUGCAACCACGAGGAGCAGCUACUGGAUCAGCUGUUGCGCGCCCAUCAACUGGAUGCCGAGUGGGGAAAGGUGCUGCAAACGCUCUGCUCGACGGCUGCGAAUCAUUUCAAGCCCGAGUACUGCACCAACGAUCUCAUGGACAUACGUAACUAUGUCAACUUUAAGAAGGUGCCCGGUGGCAGACGCAAGGAUUCAGAGAUUGUGCAUGGCGUGGCAUUCUCUAAGAAUGUCGCCCACAAGGAUAUGGCCACGCGUGUCGAGUUUCCACGCAUCCUGCUGCUCCAGUGCCCCAUUGUCUACGAGCGCAUUGAGGGCAAAUUCGUGACCAUUGAGACGGUGCUGCUGCAGGAGAAGGAAUACCUACAUAAUGUCUGCAAACGCAUCAUGAAGUUCGAGCCGAACGUGGUGCUGGUCCACAAGAAUGUGGCUGGCAUCGCGCAAGACUUUCUGCGCACCCAAGGCGUCACCUUGGUGCUCGACGUGAAGCUCUCCGUGAUGGAGCGGCUAGCGCGCACGCUCCAAUGCGACAUAGUCAGCUCCAUUGAGUCGAACAUUACCAUGCCCAAGCUGGGCUACUGCAACAGCUUCCACAUCCGCAACUAUGCCUGCGGCAAGACCCUAAUGUUCUUCGAGAAUCUGAACAGUCCGCGUGGCUACACCUGCCUGCUGCGCGGUGGCAACAAUGCGGAGCUGACGCGCGUCAAGAAAGUGGCCUCGGCGCUGCUCUUUGCGCGCUACAAUUGGCGACUCGAGAUGUCGUUCCUGCUGGACGAGUUUGCGCAGCCGCUCGCACCGAAGCCAUCGAUAUUCGACUCCAAGGAAUCCAGUCCAAACGCAGAGAACGCUGCCGAGGAGCAGCUGGAGGCGGAGCCGCAGUUGCGCUCUGUCGUCAAGCGGCCAUUGGCCGAACGCAAAUCGGACGAGAAAUUUACGGCCGCCGUCAGUGAGAAUGUGGCCGACUUCACGGAUCCGCUGCGCUCCUCGCAGAUCGAGUCGGUGUCCAGCUCUGCGUCCAACAUCAAUGUGCAGGCACUGGAGGUGGAGAUGCGCUACGACAAUCGCUUCCGCAAUGCACUCAGCUCCACUGUGUUGUCCGUCAGUCCGUUUCUGACGUUCCCGCUGCCGUAUCUGGAGACAGAGCAAGGGCGCAAAUGUAAACUACGCAAACUGUUCCCGGCCGAGCUGUAUUUCUCCAAGCAAUGGUCCAAGUCAACUAGCGCUGUCGAGCGUCCCGAUAGCCUCGAAACGGAUCCACUGAAAUCCAAUGCCGAACCGGGCAACAAGGAGAAUGAGCAGCAGCUGCUGCCCGCGCACGAUUUUGUCAAAAUGAAGAUCACAACGCCGGUGACAAGUCGGGAAAUACAGACGCUUCUGGCUGAGUUUCGCUCCUUUGGCGGUCGCUUUCCCAAAGGCAAGGCCUCGAUGCUCAAAAAGAAGAAGAAGAUGGGCGAGGUUAUACAGCGUCCGCAAAAGGUCACCGAUGAGCAGCUGUACAAGGACGCACUCGAUCCACAGAAUCAUCAGCGUUUGCCGGUGCUCUUCUGCAGCUUUCACAAUAAUCCGAAGGGCGUAUCGUCCUUCUGCAAGCUGCCCAUGCUGCUGGAUAUGAAAUUCUAUGGCCAGCAUGACAUCAUGCUGGAGCAGUUCCUGCAACGGUACUGUUGCCUCUUCAACUCAAUGUGCCCGUCGUGCAAUCUGCCCAUGCUCGGUCAUGUACGUCGCUAUGUUCAUUCGCUGGGCUGUGUGCAUGUCUAUCUCACCGAUGAUUUAACGCGAUCCGAUCCCAAGCGCAUCUACUUCACCUCCUGGUGCAGCAAAUGUAACGCAACGACGCCUGCUGUGCCGCUUUCGGAUGCAGCCAAGCGGCUCUCCCUGGCAAAGUAUCUGGAGCUGCGCUUCCACGGCCACGCCUACGUGCGACGUCCGCUCACAGAGCCGGGCAGUGGAGCCACUGAGCAGAGCAGUCCCUGCGAGCAUUCGCUGCACCGGGACUAUGUGCAUCACUUCAGCUUCCGUGGCGUUGGCGCCAAGUUUCAGUACACCCCUGUCGAGGUAUGGGAGACGGAGCUGCCCUCACUGACGCUGCAAUUGGAGUUGCCCAAGCCAUUCAUUGGCGUCCAAGUGCAGGAGGAGAUCAAGAGCUUCUCGAUACGUGGCCACGAGGUAUAUACGCGCAUACACGAGCGUAUUGCCGACCUGGCCUCCGAGGAGGAGAACUCACCGUUGGUCUCCACGCUGAAGGCCACACUCACCAAGGAUCAGUUCAUAUUCAAGCAAAAGGUGGAGAUAGUGCAUACGCUCCUCACGGAGCAGACGGUCAACUCGUAUGACAUAGCCGACGCCCUCAUCAUGGCCAAGCGUGUGCUGGCCGAGAACAUUGAGCUGUGGGGUCCGCGCCUGCACGAGAUCGAGCAACUAGCCCAGAAGCAUGCCAAGCAACCGCAUCACGUCGAUUCUGGCACCAUAUGCACCGAGGAGCUGCGGCCGGAGCAGACGGACGCCGUUGCCAGCCAGGAGCUGGCGAAGAGCAAAGCCAACAGCCAGCAAUCGGAUGGCAUGGCUACAGUGGAGUAUUCCGGCGAAGAAAAUCCAGAUACGGACAAGAAGCUGACCGUUGACCAGAUGCUGGCCUCAACAGUGAACAUGAAGAAGACCAUUAAGUCACGACUACUCACCCUGCGUCAGACUGCUAAUAGCCAGUCGAAUCUGCUGCAGAGCCCGUUCUCUCCGCAGGAGUAUCUCACCCUGCCCAUGGGCUCCAUACCCGUGGUGGUGCAUGAGAACGAUCUUAGCUCUGUGAUUGCUUACAGCCUCACCUCGCCGGAGUAUCAGCGCUCUUUGGCUGGUCUCAAUGCUGGCGACGUAGCCAGCGGCGAUGCCCAAUCGAGUCCGCAGCCAAAGCACAAGCAACUGGACAGCGAUGCGGACGAGCCAGUCGCAAGUGUUGACUCCGAGGAGCGCAUCAAGGCGAAAGCUCAGUCCCAGCCACAACCCCAGCCCCAGCCUCCCAGUGCACAUGUUACGCUCACCUUCGGGCCCAGCAGUCAGUUCCAGUGCAAGAUUUACUUUGCGCGCGAGUUUGAUGCGAUGCGCGCCAAGUGCUUGAGUCCGCCCAAGCUGGAUAGGACGCUCUAUCGCCGGCUGGAGAAGAGUAAGAUGCGCGAAGAGCUAAGAAUCUCACAGAAUCGCAACGGCUCCGACAUCGAAAUCGUCCGCAAGCCCAGUGAUGUGUCCGGCCUGCCGCUCAAAGAGCAGUUGGACGCCGAGGAGGAGUCGCGCAUUACGCUGGCGCGUAGCCUCUCCAGCAGCGUGCAAUGGGAGGCACGUGGCGGCAAAUCAGGCUCACGAUUCUGCAAGACAUUGGAUGAUCGCUUCGUACUUAAGGAGAUGGGCAAGAGGGAGAUGGCACUAUUUGAAAACUUUGCGCCGGAGUACUUUGAGUACAUAGCCAAGUGUCAGCAGCAGCAGCAACAGCCCACAUUGCUGGCCAAGAUCUUUGGCGUCUUCAAAGUCAGCAUUAAGAAGAAGGACUCCUUUGUGGAGAAGUCGUUGCUGGUUAUGGAGAAUCUGUUCUAUGGCUGUGAUAUAUCCGAUAAAUUCGACUUGAAAGGCUCUGAGCGCAAUCGCCUCGUCGAUCCCACCAAUAUGAAUGGCGAGAUUGUGCUGCUCGACGAGAAUCUAGUGCAGAUGUCCUGGUCAAAGCCGUUGUAUGUGCUGUCGCACAGCAAAACGGUGCUGCGGGAUGCCUUGCAGAGGGAUGCCUCGUUCUUGGAGCGCAAUGAGAUCAUGGACUACUCCCUGCUGGUGGGAUUGGAUGACAAGCGUAACAUGCUCGUACUGGGCAUAAUAGAUUAUAUACGCACGUUUACGCUGGACAAGAAACUGGAGUCGAUGCUGAAGCAGACCGGCCUGCUGGGCGGCGGCAUGGGCAAGCCGACCAUUGUGGCGCCGCAGCCCUAUAAGCAGCGCUUUAUUGAUGCCAUGGAUCGUUAUUUCAACAUCGUGCCGGAUCGCUGGGAGGGGCUCUCUAAGAUCUGACAACUGAAAUCUGCUGUUGAUGUCACAAUAAUUAAACCAAGCAGCAAUUCGUUAAGCUGCUCAACAAAGCA